Lycium ferocissimum is the source of this 1264-nucleotide messenger RNA. Its product is annotated as actin-100-like. Bases 116 to 1264 code for a protein of 382 amino acids. The record is from RefSeq and is a predicted model, not a curated record. The transcript is spliced from 4 exons. NCBI's taxonomy places the organism in Eukaryota, Viridiplantae, Streptophyta, Magnoliopsida, Solanales, Solanaceae.
GAAUCAAACUAUAUACUUGUAGGAAGAAAUUAGUCGCACCGAACUGAUUUUGUGAAUAAUUUCACCUUGACUCUGUAUUUGUACCUGAAAAAUAAAUAUUUGAAGCCCUUACAAGAUGGCUGAUGGGAAGGAUAUUCAAACACUUGUUAUUGACAACGGAACUGAAACGAGCAAGGUUGGCUUUGCUGGGGAUGAUUCUCCAAGGUCUGUUUUCCCAAGUAUGGUUGGUCGUCAUCGCCAUGUUGGAGUCCUGGUUGGAAUGGGACAAAAAGAUCACUAUGUUGGUGAUGAAGCUCAGUCUAAAAGGGGUAUUUUGACUCUGAGAUAUCCAAUUGAACAAGGCAUAGUAAGAAACUGGGAUGACAUGGAGAAAAUCUGGCAUCACAUAUUUUACAAUGAACUUCGUGUUGCUCCCGAGGAGCAUCCAGUUCUGCUGACUGAGGCACCACUUAAUCCCAUAUCAAACCAAGAGAAAAUGACUGAAAUCAUGUUUGAGACAUUCAAUGUGCCAGCCAUGUAUGUUGGAGACCGGGCUUCAGUCACUAAUUUAGUUGCUGUUUUACAACAAGGUCUUGUGCUUCAUUCUGGUCAUACUGUGAGCCGCUCUGUCCCCAUUUAUGAGGGACAUGCACUUCCGCAUGCUAUCUCGCAGUUAAAUCUUGCUGGUCGCCAUAUUACUGAUUAUCUCGUGUGGAUUCUCCAGGACGGUCUCUCCAAGGGUCGUUAUAAAUUAAAAAAUGGCGUUGAAAUAACUUUUAUCAUUCAUAUGAAGGAGAUGAUUGGUUAUGUUGCACUGGAUUUUGAACAGGAGAUUGAGAAGGCAAAACAUUACUCAAAAUCAGUUGAGAAGGGCUAUGAACUUCCUGAUGGACAAGUCAUUAAUGUUGAUGCUGAUAGGUUCCGUUGCCCCGAGAUCCUCUUCCAGCCAUCAUUGUUUGGAAAUGGACCGAUAGGAAUUCACGAAAAAGCCUACAACUCAAUCAUGAGAUGCGAUGCUGAUAUUAGGAAAGAUUUAUUUGCAAACAUUGUGCUUAGUGGUGGCUCGACUAUGUUCCCUGGCAUAGCGGAACGUAUGAGCAAGGAAAUCACCGCUCUUGCUCCAAGCCACACAAAGAUCGAGGUGCUUGCACCACCUGAGAGGAAGUACAGCGUCUGGAUAGGAGGAUCAGUUCUAGCUUCCCUCAGUACUUUCAAACAAAUGUGUAUAACGAAGGGCCAGUAUGAUCAAUCUGGUCCGUCAGUUGUCCACAGGAAAUGCUUCUAA